This is a messenger RNA of Spodoptera exigua (beet armyworm), 908 nucleotides long. The record is from the annotation of a GenBank genome assembly. Lineage: Eukaryota; Metazoa; Arthropoda; Insecta; Lepidoptera; Noctuidae.
GUGAGUACAAGUUUACUGAUUGUGCACUCGUAACUUUUUGCAAGGAAGGUGUGCAAAAUUAGCAGUCAAAAGGCUUAUUUGUUUUAGCAACUAAUGAUGAAAAAGUCUAUAUAAAGAUUAUCUUCGAUUGAGUCGAGCAUUCAGUCGAUCGCGGUCCUUCAUUCGAUGCUCAUGCGUCGAAGUUUGAACAAAUAAUAAGUAUUACGAUUAUCGAAAACAAGACUGUAAAUAUUUAAUAGAACACCUGACAAAUCCAAGAGAAGAGCACCGAAGACCUGUGAGGCAAAGGAUUUAUAGUUCAAUAAGUAUCUGAAAACAUGGGCGUUGGGGACUUAGUCAAACGAUGGUGGUGGGGCGGCGACCCUGAUGAGAGAAACAAAGUAUCUGGCAUGUCACUGAGGGAUAUCUACAAUGUGCAAAAAUCUUGGGCUGUCAUUAAUGCAAACUCCAACGGAAAUGGAUUCCUUAUGUUUUUUAGGCUUUUCGAAGCAGAACCAGAAACGAAGACAUUCUUCAAGAACUUGGCCCACAUCCACACUGAAGAAGAAAUGACGGCGAAUGUUAGUUUUAGAGCGCAUAUCAUCAACAUUAUGUCUUCCUUCGACAAUUCUAUCAAGAAUCUGGACAAACCUGAGCUGGUUGUAGCGUGGAUGCAGAAGCUCGGAGACUCCCAUCGAAGGCAUAGAAUUGAGAAGAGGCAUUUCCAUGUAUUCAAAGAUGUGCUGGUAAACAUUCUGCAGAAGGACUUGAAACUGGAACCUGAAGUUGUAGAAUCCUGGGAUAGAUACGUCGAGUUUAUAUACGAACAUUUACUCUCUAGAUUGGCGUCAUAAAUAAUAAAAUAAAAUGAAAAGCACAGUGGUAGACUUUUCACCUACAACGUCAAUUUUUAUGAAACAACAACCGCC